GAGGAAGAAAUGCAGAGCGGCAUCUGUAGUCACCUGUGUGAUGUAAUCAAUGCAGGGGGUUAAAACGUGUCACAGGCGACCAACUGACUCAAAACACUGAACCAAAUCACGCGCAACACCGCAGCCAAGCGCCACACAAUAGAGACAGAGAACAAUAGCCGCGCACUGUUUUAUUCACAAUAUCUGAUUCACUUUAAUACAGUAAUCAGCGGGGCCUAUAUCCCGCGGAAGGUUAUAGCAUUCGGUCGAUUUAAAGCACUGCGCUUCAGUUUAAAUUAAGCCAUUUUAUGUGUUUUGAAGCCCCCCGGGAAGAAGAGAAGAGGAACACGUUGUAACGUGCGGAGCGGAGGGGAGAGAGAUAGACUCACACAGGGAGGGAGGGAGCGAGGAGUGAAUGGGCACGACUCAGGCAGUAGCACUGCGCCCUUCACUUUAUCGAUAUCGAUCAGUUUGGUAAUCGAGACAUCUAGACCCUCAGUGGGUCCAUUGGACUAGCCCGGGAGCUAGCCGCAACACCAAAAGACAGAAGCUAACACGAUGGGACGCAUGUGAAGCAGACCGGGAGCUAACAGCAGCCUGGCAGAGAAAGAGACAAGGAAGCGGACGGCUAGCUACGCUAAACCGAAGCUAACGUUUGCUAACUGUUGGCUAAUAUUAUUUCUAAUGAGCAACCAACGAGUAUGCGACCUGAUACGAAGAGCUGACUUGUUCGGGGAUGUCGGGCAGUAAGGCGCUGGGCGGGGGGGCUGGCGGGGGGGCGAGGCGCAGGCGGACGCGGUGCCGGCGCUGCCAGGCCUGCAUGAGGACCGAGUGUGGCGAGUGUCACUUCUGUAAGGACAUGAAGAAGUUCGGAGGGCCCGGCCGGAUGAAGCAGUCCUGCCUUUUGAGACAGUGCACAGCGCCGGUGUUGCCCCACACGGCGGUUUGUUUUGCGUGCGGCGAGGCGGGGAAGGAGGACACAGUGGACUCUGAGGAGGAGAAGUUCAGCCUCUCGCUGAUGGAGUGCACCAUCUGCAACGAAAUCAUCCACCCCAGCUGUCUGAAGAUGGGCAAAGCUGAAGGAAUCAUCAACGAUGAGAUCCCAAACUGCUGGGAGUGUCCAAAGUGCCACAAGGAGGGCAAAACCAGUAAGGACCAGACGGACGGCUCAGGGAAACGCAGGCUGGAUAACGGGGAGGUGGGCCGCUGGAAGCUCACAGAUGACCCGCCCCCGAAAAAGAAAGCCCCUUCCUCACUGGAGGAGGUGGGGAGGACGGAGGCGGGCCACAAGAGGAAGAAGGAGAAGGAGGUGCCUCCGGACAGUGGGCCCAAGAAGAAGGUGAAGGGCGCCCAUGAAAAACGCCUCAAAAAGAAACCCAAACAGGAGGCGGUGGAGUCAAACGGCCCCAACUCCUCAGCGGGAGGAGGAGCAGGAGGACUGCAGGGCUCCUCCACAACUGCUUCCUCUCAGUCUGGGGGAGGAGGAGGAGGUGCAGUGGGGGCGUCGAGUGCAGACCAGCGCUCCCAUCACAGAGAGAAAUUGGAGCGAUUUAAGAGGAUGUGUCUGCUGGAGCGUCGGCCCGAGUCCUCAUCUUCGUCCUCUUCCAGCUCCGAGUCUGACUCCGAGUCUGACUCUGACGACUCCCUGAGGGGCGAGCAGGCGGGGGGAGGCUCCUCACCUUCUUCAUCCUCCCCAGUCCCUCCUCCACCCGUCAUCUACGGAAACAGCAGCGGGGGACGGACGGAGAGAGAGAGGAGUCGCAGUGAGCGGGAGAGAGAGAGGGAUCGGGAGCGCCGCCUGGCCGAGUUGGGCUUCAGCGCCAGCGAGGAGUCCGAGGGGGAGGGAGGCAGGGGCGAGGAGGAGGUGCAAGACGAAGAGCAGGGAGGAGGGGAGAAGGCUCGACGGAGAGGGGGGGGAGGAGAGGCGGGGUUACCUCCGCGAGGACGGAAAGGAGGACUGCUGGAUGGAGAGGAGGAGGACACACCCACCUCUGACAGGACCAGGAAAACCUCUGCCACCCUCCCCCCGCCUUCACCCCUCUCCUCCAAUCAGAUGCCGCCGUCUUCACAGCACGAUGGCUUCACAGGGAAGCAGCGCAGCAAUGGGCAGGAAGCGCGCAACGGACGGACACGAGGAGGGUCAGGGGGAGGGAGGGAGGGCGGGGAGAAGGAGAAUGCCAGCGGAGUUAUGACCAAUCACAGACAUAGCGGGGGAGGAGGGGGCGGGACCAAAGGUACUGGGAGCCGCAGCAACAAGAUUCGUAGCAACAGUAAGAACCAGACGUCUAGAAACAACAGCACCUCCUCCUCCUCCAUCUCCACCUCUAACGGAGGAGGAGGGGGCGGAGGACCGGGAGGAGGUGGCCUGAUGAUGUCUGCCAUGGCGGCGUCUCCCUGCUCGCAGCCAUCCCGCAUCGCCCCACGCUCUCAGAUGAUGAAGCGCAGCCCGCCCGCCGUGCCCUCGCCCCCCCGGCCCGUUCAGAUGGAGAGACACCUGGUGCGCCCCCCCCCCACCUGCCCUGAGCCCAGCUGCCUGCCGCUGGACUCUGGCUCCUCCCACAUCAUGACACGUGACGUGUGGCUCAGAGUGUUCACUCACCUGAGCCAGAGAGAGUUGUGUGUCUGCAUGAGGGUGUGCCGCACCUGGAGCCGCUGGUGUUGUGACAAAAGGUUGUGGACUCAGAUCGAUCUGAGCCGGCAGAGGUCCAUCACCCCCCCCAUGCUGAGUGGUAUCAUCCGCCGACAGCCCGUCUCCCUCAACCUGGGUUACACCAACAUCUCCAAGAAACAGUUAAUGUGGCUCAUCAACCGCCUCCAAGGUCUGUUGGAGCUGAACGUGUCUGGCUGUCCGUGGCCGGUGGUCUCUGCUCUUUGCCAGGCCGUCUGUCCCUGUCUGAAGCUGCUGGACGUCAGCAGGGUGGAGGACCUGAAAGAUUCGCAGCUCAGAGAGCUGCUGGCGCCCCCACCUGACACCCGGACAGCUCACGGUGAGACCAGAGUGGGGCGUUUCCAGAACGUGACGGAGCUGCGAUUGGCCGGUUUGGACCUGACGGACGCGUCGUCCCGUCUGUUGGUGCGCUACGUCCCUCACCUGACCAGGUUAGACCUGAGCCAAUGUGGGAACAUCACAGACCAGACGGUGCACACCCUCACCUCCCCCAUCUCCCCCCUGAGAGAGAGCCUCACCCACAUCAACCUGGCAGGUUGUGUGAAGGUGACGGAGCAGUGCCUCCCGUUGCUGCGUCGCUGCACCUCCCUGCAGACGGUGGACCUGCGUUCCUGCUCCCUCCUCUCCUCUGAGACCGGACAGCUGCUCUCCUUCUCUUCCCACACCUCCUCCUCUUCCUCCUGCACUUCAUCCUCCUCCUCCUCUGCCAUCACUGCGAUCGCUGCUUCAUCGUCCUCCUCCUCCUCCGCGUCAGCCUCCUCCUCCUCUUGUGCCCCUGAAGACAGAACACUGCUGAAGAACAGCUAAAGUCCUCCUCCCCAUCACGUGAUGCUCGAUUCAUUGAUCCUGUCGGCCUACAAGCCCCGCCUCCCACCUCAGUACACUACAGAGAGGUGAGGAGGAGGAGGAGGAGGAGGAGUGGGAGGGGGGCUGUCCAAUGUAGGAAACGAGUUUGGUUUGUUGUUGAGGACAGCGGCCACAGAAGGAGGAUGAACAUAUUUUGGGGAAAGUUGUUGGUAAUAGUUAAAAACUAGAAUCCCUGAGCAUGUACAUAUUUGUUCUCUGUACAAUUCUGGGUGUGUAUAUAUAUAUAUGUAGUUUACUGUAAAUGACCCUUAACCUUUGAAACAUCAACACUCCUGCCUUCCUCCCCCUUCCUUCUCUCCCUUCUUCCCUCCUUAUGUCCUCCCUUCUACCCAACGACCAGUCAUCAUGCCAGGCAUCCACCUGCUCGUCAGUAGCUGCAGAACAGGGAAAAGUGGAAAAUUGAUGCUUGAUGUUGUCCAGAUUUAGUUUUUGUGGUUUAAAAGAUUACUUUACUCCCCCCAACCCACACUGAAAGUCAUAAACUUGUAGAUUUGUCCCUUUGAAUCGGGUACCAACUUUAAACUGAGGACAGUCUGAUAUUCGUGUCUGAUAGAGAAUGAGCGAUGCGAGUGUAAGUCAGACGCUUUCCCUCUGCUUCCAGUCUUUGUGCUAAGCUAGGCUAAACACAUCUGUGUCUCUAAGUGUCCAUUUUCUCAUCUCAAUCUGAGGGAGUGAGUUGCCCUUACAUGUCACAUUGCCACUCUAAAAAUGCAUCUUUUAUGUAUGGGGUUUGGUACAGUUAGAGAGCCUCUGUGGCUGCCCAUAAGUCCCCCCUCUGUGUGUCCUCAGAGACUCUCAUGUCUCUGUGCAGAAGGAUCGUUCCCCAUUAGGAUGGACGGACGCUGUGCCAUUUUAGUCAACUGUCCCCGAACUCGCUGCAUAUUCAGACCAGCUUCACGUUCACGCGGUGCGGCUCGUUCAAGCUCACAAAGCCAAGAAUCUUCCAGUGACGAUUCCAGUACAGUUUCUGAUCGGCAGCUUUCAGAAACACCUGCAGCUGCAGGUGAAGAUUCAGUAUGACACGUCUGUUCUCUGCGUUCACCGACGGUGAAAAUCCCAGGGUGACGUCUUAACGUGCUGUCAAGGCACAAACCCAAACAUAUUCAGUUUGUUGUCAUGUAAGAUGGAGCGAUGAGCUCGCCGUCGCUGCUCCUGGCGAAGAUGAGCCGCCGCUCAGGCCAAACUGGUGAAGGAUCAGCAGACCAGUCGCACCAGGGGCCCAGAGUUCAUCCCAGCUUUUACUCAUCAGGGCGCCUCUGCUCAAAUUCAUCCUUUAGUGUGGACUUAAUGAAUGUACGCACACACUGUUAGAGGUGUGAGUGUGUGUGUGUGUGUGAUGUAAACCAGUGUUAACAGUGAUGGUAUGAGCCCGGUGUUGGAGGCAAACCAGUAAGCUUUCAGCCUGUAGUUCACCUCCAGACUGGUGAGGGAUCAGAAUCCUGUCGUCGUCCUGGUCCUGUUGUUUCAGACAGAAAGCUAACAGAACCAGAAGUGAACUGAAACAGCAGGACGGACGUGACGCACAGGACGUCUGCCGUGACCACAGCUGCCCUUUCGCUGUACUGAGGCUCGAUGUCCAGAUCUUCCUCAGACGUGUCUGUCGGGUGUGGAUGGAGCUCGGCUCACACUUUGUCCCCGGCCUCCCGUCUUUGUGCUAAGCUACGCUAACUUUCGUGACAUGUAAGACGUCAGACUGUUCCUUUAAAUAUCUCACUGACCGGCGGCCUCAGUAUUUUUGGUUUUCUGGCAGCAUCGCAGGUGAAGUUGUUCAGGUGUGGUUUUGGUUUGAGAUAUUUCCUUUCCUGUUUCCUCCACCGUGCGUGCGAGCGUGCGAUCAGACCGACAGCGCCGGCUGUGUUUGAAACUGAGCCUCAGUGUCUUUAACAUUUGCCUCAGUCAUUCAUCUUCCUCUCUUUGUUUUGUGUCUCUGCUCCCUCCAUCAUCCGUGUGUGUGUGUGUGUGUGUGUGUGUGUGUGUUCAUCACCUCCGAUCAGACGUGAUCGAUCAGGUUUUCUCAGGAGUAUUUUUUUGUUUCUCUUUAAAUCAGGUUGUAAUUUAUUUUGUGCCACAGCAGCAGUCCCCUCCCGCCCAGCACACGUUCCCGCCCUCCAGCCGUCGUCCUGCUGGACUGAUGCUGCUUUGUUUUCUGCGUUAGGACCUUCCUGUGUUUGCUGCUUUGAUGAAUUUGAAUCGGUUUGUUGUGGAGGCCCACUUCUGCACAGGAAAGAAAAAACAUCAAGUGAGGAAUAAUGAAAGUUAAAAGUACUCCAAGUCAAUAUCACAACUUGACAUUUUACUUCAAUCAGAAUCAACAGCAGAAGGACUUGAAUUAGUUUUUUUGUUUGUUUGUUUUAGUUUUCUUGACUAAAAUGGGCUUCUGUUCUCUUCCUCAGGGGCCUCACUUAUGAAAACUGUCAGUCACAUUCUGAAUGUCAUGUCAGGCUCUUUGUUAAAGCCAACUUUUGGCUUUUGAUGAGUCACACGACAGCAACAAAUCUUCCUGAUUUUGGUCAGAAAGAGAAACUUUGUGCACACAGACGUUUUUCAUAAACGACGCCCUGAUGUUUGUGAUGCCGCAGACGUGUGUGUGUGUGUGUGUGUGUGUGUGUGUGUGUGUGUGUGUGUGUGUGUGUGUGUGUGUGGUGGCUGUCCAUCAUGUGAAUCAGUGGCACUGAGGGGAGGGGGAUCAGAAAUAUUCUUUGCAUCACAUCUUGUAUUGCAUUUACCCAACAAAUCAAACAAAUGAUGGACUACAGUUUUUCCUCGUUCCUCCUCUGUCAGGUUCAGGUUCAGGUUCAGGAGGCCCAGGUGUGUGGGCCUCCUUGUACUGGCUAACGGGUUGGUUAGCAUGUCUCACGUUAGCUGGCCGGAUACUCUUAAGCAUUCUGUGACAGUUGCUGCUGCAUUACCUCUGUUGCACUGUACUCAGACAUACUGAAUAACAGUGUUGGCAUUAGAACAUUAGCUAGCAGGCUAUUUAUUAUCAUCUUUCAGUCGUUCACAGUAAUCCAUUUUUUUUAGCUCGUUAGUCAGCUGAAGUAAUGAGAACACCUGUUAGCUAGCUGGUGUUAGCCGGUGGAGGUUGUACAAAAAAAGAAAGAAAACAGAAGAAUGUGAUUACUACUGAAGAAUAAAAAAGAAAUGAAUAUUUAAAAUACAAUUUGGCAAACGAGAAAAAAGUGGGGAAAAGGGACAAUUAAUUUCCCAUAGAUUUGACCUUUUUAAAUACAUGUUAGCUCCGUAGCUCAUUAGCAAGCUCAGAUAACAAGCUAAUGUUAGCGAGCUAACUACAGACGUAAUGGAGCUUUGGAGGUUUUUAGCCGCCACUUCGUGCGGGGCAACCGCGUCAGGUCACGUCUUGCUUCAGGCUAAUCGUGGUGGAGUCACUGCUGCCCUCGGCUGAACGUCCGUGUUAGUAAAAGCUGACGCAGUACAGUGGAGGUAAUGCAUCAUUAAUUCUGCUUCCUGUUCGCUCGUGGAGGUUUUGGACCUGCUGUAGUCCAGGAAAUAAAGUGUUAAUAGUUAGGCCUAAAUUUCUAAUUGCCACGACGUCAUGCUGCCUGCCAGCCAGACGCCUUGUUGUGCCAUAAACACACCAGAUCAACGUUCCACUGUGUUGAACGUCUCAAUGGGUCAGUUUUUCUACUUUAUUUUUUUAUAUUCAGUUGUGAUUUAGUGUUUCUGUUUUUGACUUGUUGUCACGGGGAUCGAUGCCUCGCAUGUUCUGUUGAUGAUGCAUAUCACAGCUUCAGCCUUCACCUAGUGACAGGUGAGGAGAUCAAAUCUGACUGGAUGAUAAUCCCUGACCCCGGAAAGCUCUUAUCCAAUCAGAUGGCCAGACAUAUCUCACCUUCUCUCACCUGCUCUUGUCUAUCUUAGUAAAGAUGCACUGGAUCAUCAUCAUCCUCGCCUCCGCCUUCACCUUUUGCCAAAUGUAGUUUUUGUUGUGAAAAGGGGCAUUUCAUCCCGAUUUUUCUGUUUGCUUUUUUGUUCUUUUUUAUACUUUGUCCGUGACUCUUCCGCUGUGUUGAUGGGGAAAAAAAUGAGGAAGAAGUUGGAACAAAAAGUAAAAAGUGACACAAAAAGACCAACUCAAGGCAGCUACGUAUGAGUGACUACUGUAAAAUGACUAACUAAUAAAGAAGCAAUGGUUUUGUUUUUA
Molecule: messenger RNA, 7676 nt
Organism: Scatophagus argus
Lineage: Eukaryota; Metazoa; Chordata; Actinopteri; Scatophagidae
Gene: fbxl19
Biological process (GO): regulation of transcription by RNA polymerase II; protein demethylation
Molecular function (GO): protein binding; DNA binding; transcription coregulator activity
Source: RefSeq, a predicted model, not a curated record